Molecule: messenger RNA, 576 nt
Organism: Octopus bimaculoides (California two-spot octopus)
Lineage: Eukaryota; Metazoa; Mollusca; Cephalopoda; Octopoda; Octopodidae
Product: thyroglobulin-like
Source: RefSeq, a predicted model, not a curated record
GGUGGUGGUAGGAUAGCAGAUGAAAACAGUUCUGCAGCGUGUAGGUCGUUGGGCGAACAACUCGGUGUAUCCUACAAAUCCAAAAUUCCAGAUAUACAAUGACACCUACCUCCCUAUUACGGUCUACUCUACACACAUCAAAAUGCAAUGGUUUAUUACACAGACAACAUUGUGGCAGUCAAUAUUACAUUUCUUCCACUGUUGUUUACUCUGUUUCUAUUUGCCAGUAGCUUCUUUUGGUAAUCACAGCUGUAAAGGACAAGGUAAACGCGUUCACAAUAAAUGUUCUAAAAAUCAAGCCCUAACCUUCUUAAACUUCGUUAAAUGUGAAAAAGAUGGAUCGUUCUCCCGUGUACAGUGUUCAAACGAACUACUGUGCUGUUGACAAAAGAGAAAGCGAAUUGAGAGGAGAUACGUCAAAAAUCUUUUGGUGUCAGAAAAAUGGCAAUUAUAAGAAAAUCCAAUGUCAAAAUAGCAAUUGUUACUGCGUAAAUCCUCGGGGAAUUCAAAUAGGAAUUGGUGUGCCUUUUACAAGAGUUCAAUACCUUCUGUGCUCUGGUAAGUAGAAUGGCUUAU